Molecule: messenger RNA, 1475 nt
Organism: Papaver somniferum (opium poppy)
Lineage: Eukaryota; Viridiplantae; Streptophyta; Magnoliopsida; Ranunculales; Papaveraceae
Product: F-box/kelch-repeat protein SKIP25
Exons: 1
Coding region: 162-1310 (382 amino acids)
Molecular function (GO): protein binding
Source: RefSeq, a predicted model, not a curated record
GAUUUUUUUGCAGAUUAGGUGUGAACCAACAAAAAGGGUAAUAAAUUCAUAGACUUCUUCUCUAGAAAGGUACAUCUCUCAAUCAUCAAACUAGAGCAAUUCAGAGAAACAAAGGAGAGACAGAGAAGACAGUGGUGGGUGGGUGAUUCUUCAUCCUCUCCAUGACCAGAACCAAAAAAUCAAAAUUGGAUAAUCAUCAUCAUCAAGAAGAACAAGAAGAGCUUAUACCAGGAUUACCAGAUCAUCUCUCACUACUCUGUUUGUACAGAGUAAAUAAACCAAAUCUACUCUACUCUGUUUGUCAUUCAUGGAGAAAAAUAAUCUACUCACCAAAUUUCCCACCUUUUCUUUCUCUGUACGCAAUUCUAUCACCACCCAUAAACAACAAAAGUCAUCUCGUUUCAAAUUCGAUUCAUAUUUCUUCAUUUGAUCCGAUUUCAUCAAAAUGGAAUUCAAUUGCUCCAUCAAUUCCAUUAUUAAACUCACCCCCAUUUUUAUUACACCAUCCAUCAUUUCUUUCACGCCAACUACCAAUCCAAUCAGUCACUCUAUCAAACACUCUAGUUUUCGUUUCAGGAACUACAAACAAUCUCAUCCCAGCGCUUUCCAAUCCUUUGAUUUUCAACCCACUUUCGAAUAAAUGGAGUUUGGGUCCUCAAAUCAAUCACCCGCGCAGAUGGUGUGCCACUGGUGUAGUCCAUGGCUCUCUUUACAUUGCUUCUGGUAUUGGGUCCCGGUAUAAUCGUGAUGUUGCUCAAUCUGCUGAGAGAUGGUGUUGUUCAGAGGACAGCAGCAGCAGAAACUACUGGGAAAAGAUAUCAUCUUUGAAAGAUGGAAGAUUCAGUAGAGAAGCAAUUGAAGCCGUUGGAUGGAGAGGGAAGCUGAUGAUGGUCAAUGUAAAAGGCAAUGCGGUCAAAGAAGGAGUAUUAUAUAAUGUUGAGACCGAUACAUGGGAAGAUAUGCCGCAAGGAAUUUUGAUCGGGUGGAACGGGCCUACUACAACGAUGGAUGAGGAAGAAAUCUACACCGUUGAUGAGAGAAAAGGGGUUUUAAAAAGGUAUAAUGUGAAUCUCGAUGUCUGGGAGAGUAUUAUUGAAUCAAGAGAUUUGAUUGGUGCUGUUCAGAUUACUGCCCGGGGUGGGAAGAUUUGUGUUGUUUGUGGUGGUGGGAAUGGGAUUUUGGUGGUGGACUUGUUGGUAGAGCCGGUGAAAAUGUGGGUUUUAGAACCACCUCCACCGCCUGAUUUACAAGUUGUGGGGAUUCAUAUUCUGCCUAGAAUGUCUUGUAGUUGCAACGAAUCAGAAUUGUGAUUCAGAUUAGGGGUAUUUUGGGCCAUUUCUGGGUAUUAUUAUUUUAUUUUUGUAUUUAUUUCCAAAAAGGUAGUAUAUUGAAUGUUAGGUUGUUAAGCUUUUAUAAAGGUGACAGAGAUAACAUUAAAUAUUUUAUAAAAAGGAUUUUUUGGAAUUAUUUUUUAA